AUGAGGUCUGGUAUUGUUUCUUCGCUGAUUUUUGCCCUUCUCUGCACCAGCACUGCGGGCGCUGUUCCACCCGGUACUGCUAAUCCUAAUUAUAGUGGUACUAGCGGUGUUAAUACCGGUAGUACUGUUGGCAAUACUGGUGGUACCGGCGGUAUUGGAAUUUCUGCUGGUGGCCCUGAUAUUCGUCUUACUGGGGGUACCAGUCGCAACAUGCAGGGCAAAACACGUCAGCAGGAAAGAUACGUCGAAGGCCAAUGCACGAUGCGCGGUAUGCAUGGCACAUGCCAGGUAACGGAUGCCAAUGGAAAUGACUGGGUUGCUCCUUGUCAUUCGAGAAACCCGGUAGGACGACGAAACCCUAACAUCAUUUUGCAAGUGCCUUUUGUUUUUGCGUUUCGUUGGAGGGAGCCAUACGUACUGAUCUUGGAUAGUGUGCUACGAUAG
Aspergillus pseudotamarii is the source of this 444-nucleotide messenger RNA. RefSeq lists its product as uncharacterized. NCBI's taxonomy places the organism in Eukaryota, Fungi, Ascomycota, Eurotiomycetes, Eurotiales, Aspergillaceae. The coding region runs from base 1 to 444 and encodes 147 amino acids. The transcript is spliced from 2 exons. The record is from RefSeq and is a predicted model, not a curated record.